This is a messenger RNA of Lottia gigantea (owl limpet), 216 nucleotides long. RefSeq lists its product as hypothetical. The transcript has a single exon. The record is from RefSeq and is a predicted model, not a curated record. Lineage: Eukaryota; Metazoa; Mollusca; Gastropoda; Lottiidae. The annotation marks the transcript as partial.
UACAAGACCACAAACCCUUACCACCCUAGAGAUACAAGACCACAAACCCUUGCCACCCUAGAGAUACAGGACCACAAACACCACCCUAGAGAUACAAGACCACAAACCCUAACCACCAUAAAGAUACAAGACCACAACCCUUACCACCCUAGAGAUACCAGACCACAAACUCUUACCACCCCAGAGAUACAAGACCACAAACCCUUACCACCCUAG